GUGCCUGUCCAGAGCCGACACUCUCUCCUCUCCCGCUCCAGGCCGCGCCCUCGCCGCCGCGGGUGGUGGGCAGCAGGUACUCGCUCACCCACACGUCCGGGUCGUCCUCCCGCCCGCUGUCGGUCCCCUAUGCGCGAGCAGCGCCGGAUCAACGGGCCCGUGGUUGCCGCCGGCGAAGAAGGCCAGGAUCCGGCGCCGCGACGCCGACGGCCCGCCUACCUGCCGCUCCACAGCGUCGCUCUGCAGGUUGAUCUCCGGCAGCGACACGUCCUUGGCGCAGGCGAGGUCACUGGUCCGCAGCCGGAUCGCCGUCUCCAUGGCGUGGAUGAACCUGCCCUCCAUCGAGUAGAUGCUGCGGCAGGGACCAUCGUGGAACACUGGCGGCUCACCUUCCUCGUACACGUACACCUUCAACUGCUUCUUCAUUUCAAGGUUGAAGGCCUUGGGAAAAUUACUCCGAAUGAAUUUACAGCUGCCAUCCUAGACUUGAAAAUUACGUGUUAAGCUGCACCUUUGUCGUCAUCUAUUUGUUAGUUUUCUACUAAAAUUGUAUAUUCAUUGCCUUCAAUGUAUGGAUUACUAUCUAGUGUGAAAAAUAAUUAAAAGGCAAUUUUAGUUGUAUCUACAUAGCUGCCAGAGCAAGUUGCAUCAGUUCUUCAAAUAUAUUUGUCAUAUUUUGACAAAAAGGAAGUAUAUAUGCCAAGGUAUGCAUACAAUGUGUUAAAUAGUUAUUUUUACUUUAGCAAUUAUAUGGUAAUAAAUGAUAACCUGAUCUGAAAUUAACUGGAUUCACAUGUUUACUUUUUGACACAUGUUUCUUUGAGGUAUACUUACUGGAUUCACAAGUAGUAAAUUAGUUUUCCAUUAACUGUUUUCCUCUCACUGUUUCUCUGCAUAAUGAAUAUAUUUUUGCUAAUUGCCUUAUACUAAAAUUAAUUAGAAUGCACUUGUACUUGGUUCUUGUUCUGAACAAUAUAUGUCCUCCUUGCAACCUAGUUUUGAUUUUUAAGAGAUAAGUUUUGAUUUUUUAAGAGAUAAUUGUGUACCGCCAGCAGGAUUUGGUCGCUGGAGAUCUGCUGUUGAGUUCUCAUUUCUUUGCGCCUCUGAACACAGGAAGCCAAAGAUCUGCUGUUGCUAGAGCUGAGCCAGAUGUAGGAGGAGGACACCAUUGAUCUUCUACAAGCCUGAGCUUGUAAGGCAAGGAUCAUAUUUCUUGCUCUUUGAUGAUGGAUUUUGAUUGCAGUUCUAGCUAGCUAGUAUAUUAGAUUUUUUUAUGGAUUUUUAGAUCUGUAGAAAGAGUGUAAUUUGUGGAUUUGACAAACUUGUGAAGCUUGUUAUGAUAGAACUUUUGAAUUUGUAAAUUUGAUGAUGGAACUUGAAUUUGAUGUUUGUGCUGUGAUGUAGUCAGAUUUGAUAUUAUAUAUAUAUAUAUGUUGUGCUGCUCUA
Sorghum bicolor (sorghum) is the source of this 1446-nucleotide messenger RNA. RefSeq lists its product as uncharacterized. Bases 130 to 504 code for a protein of 124 amino acids. The record is from RefSeq and is a predicted model, not a curated record. NCBI's taxonomy places the organism in Eukaryota, Viridiplantae, Streptophyta, Magnoliopsida, Poales, Poaceae. The transcript has 2 exons.